AUUUUAAACCCCCAAAAACGUGACCUAUAACCCCAAAAUUCAAUCUUGCUUCGCCAUGGAAAGAAUCACUCCAGAGUUGGAGCUCUACACCAUUCCCAGCUACUCCAGUUGGUUCUCUUGGAUUAACAUUCACGAAGUGGAGAAGUUUUCUCUGCGCGAAUUCUUCGACAGCAGCUCAAUCACCAGAACGCCCAGAAUCUACAAAGAGUACAGGGACUUCAUCAUCACCAAAUACAGAGAGGACCCUUCGAGAAAGAUCACUUUCACCGAGGUCCGGAAGUCGCUAGUGGGCGACAUCAGCGUUCUCCACAAAGUUUUUACGUUUUUGGAGAAAUGGGGUCUCAUUAAUUUCAACGUUUCUGGUAGUCAUGAGGGGGGAAAUAGUCGCGAGGGGGCGUCGUUUGGGGGUAAGGAGGAGGAGGAAGAGGGGGAUUGGAAGGGGCGGAUGAAGGUUGAAGAAGGUGCCCCUCAUGGGGUGAGGGUGGUGGCAGCGCCCAAUUCUAUGAAACCGCUAGUGCCGCCGCCCCAACCGCCUCCUUCUGUGGGUGGGGAUGGUGGCGGGGUAGUUGGGGAGGUGGGAGAGAGUGGGUUUAAGUGGCCGCCGUUGGCCUCUUAUUCUGAUGUUUACGGGGAGUUGAUGUUGCAGGAGGAGAGGAACAAGGGUGGUGUGGUGUGUGGGAAUUGUAAAGAAAAUUGUGAUUCUAAACAGUAUGAGUAUACGAAGGAGGGAAGUUUUAUUCUUUGUGAAAAAUGCUUCGAAAGUGGAAAUUAUGACAAGGAAAAAUCGGCAGAUGACUUCAAGUUAAAAGAUACUGUUAAUCAGGCAGUUGGCUGGACAGAGGAGGAAACUCUACUUCUCUUAGAAUCUAUCUUAAAGCACGGAGAUGACUGGGAUCUUGUUUCUAAGAAUGUUCAGACGAAAAGUAAACUGGAAUGCAUCACAAAGCUUAUGCUGCUGCCAUUUGGCGAUCUUAUGUUGCGGGGUGGUCUUGGAAAGGGUGGAUUAUUGGAUAUAAUUGGUUAUGGCAAACAAGCAGCGGUACCUUCUAGUGAAUCACUAGAAUCUGUGAAGGCUGAGGAACCAAGCUCCGAGGUUCAGAAUAAUGAUCAGCAGAACGGAGAUGCCAAUUGCGAAGGUCCUCUAAGGAAACGAGUGUGCACUGGACCAACUUCUGAUGCUGGAAAUUAUAUGAUGAAACAGGUAACUCGCAUUUCCUCGAUGUUGGAUCCACAUAUCACAGCUUCGGCAGCUGAUGCUGCUGUUAUUUCUCUUUGCUACGAGAACCAGUGUUCAAGAGAGCUAUUUGACGACAAUGAUGGCAAAUUUUUCGAUUCAAUAGCCUCCCCUGAAGCAAGUAAUCCUGAGAGAGACACUGAUUGCGAUGCUGAUAAUGCAGAAGAAGAUAAAAGCCCCAAUCAAUCAGAAAUUUCGGGGAUAUCAUCUGCGAAGAAUAUAAUUCCACUAAAUUUGAAAACACGGGCUGCAACUGCAACAGCACUUGGUGUAGCUGCUGCAAAUGCGAAGAUGUUGGCUGAUAAGGAGGAGAAAGAGAUUGGAAACUUGGUUGCUAUUAUGAUUGAGACACAGCUCAAGAAACUGCAGGGCAAGGUGAAGCAUUUUGAAGAUCUCGAGCUAAUUAUGGGAAACGAAAACGCCCAACUUGAAGAAGCCGAGCAAUCUCUUAUCAUGGAGAGACUGGAUGUGUUACAAAGGGCGUUCGAUGCUGGUAUACCCAGAUCAAAAGGAGCAUAACUUGACCAAGUUUCAAACAGAUUCUCUUUCACAUUUACCUGUAUUUGUUGUUAUACAUUGGUUCUACUAAUUGAUUGAUAAAAAAGCUAAGUAAAUGCACGAUUUGUAAACCCUAGUGGCAUUCUAAAUAUUUAAUUCUAAAUUGAAUGAAUAUAUUCACAUUUAUCCUUUU
This is a messenger RNA of Salvia splendens (bonfire salvia), 1925 nucleotides long. Its product is annotated as SWI/SNF complex subunit SWI3A-like. Gene Ontology annotation, molecular function: protein binding. NCBI's taxonomy places the organism in Eukaryota, Viridiplantae, Streptophyta, Magnoliopsida, Lamiales, Lamiaceae. The transcript has 7 exons. The record is from RefSeq and is a predicted model, not a curated record. The coding region runs from base 56 to 1753 and encodes 565 amino acids.